Molecule: messenger RNA, 4371 nt
Organism: Tuber melanosporum (Perigord truffle)
Lineage: Eukaryota; Fungi; Ascomycota; Pezizomycetes; Pezizales; Tuberaceae
Exons: 9
Coding region: 1-4104 (1367 amino acids)
Biological process (GO): mRNA catabolic process
Cellular component (GO): P-body; exosome (RNase complex)
Molecular function (GO): RNA binding; 3'-5'-RNA exonuclease activity
Source: RefSeq, a predicted model, not a curated record
AUGGAGCAGCAACAACAGCAGCAAAAUGUUACUGGAGCCGGAGGCCGAAGACUUCACAUCGCACAUAGGAGGUCACCCUCGGAACUUACUCCGUUAAUGAUGGAACAAUUGGCCCUUCAGCAACAAAUUGAAAUGCUGCAAGCGCAACAGCAACAAAUGCUUUCCGCUCAUCAGCAAUAUGCAAAUAUGGGUCUCCUUCCUCCAGGGCAAAGUCACUUGGCUCCGGGAUUCGGCCCAAUGCCACAAAUGUCUAGUGUUUCGCCUCAACAUGGUCAGGGUGGAUUUCAAUUUCCUCAGCAACACCAACAAAAUGCCGCUCCUCCCGGAGCUCCUACUCAGCCAUCGUCUCAUAGAAGGAAUCAGUCUGCUAUGUCCGGAAUGGGUGGUGCUACUGGCCCCCCACCUGCACCUUCUUCUGGUUCAUCUGGUACUUUUGGCGAGUUUUCUCAUUCUAAUUCAACCGGUACAAAUAAUAGUGCCCCACAACGUCGGCCCUCGGGUGCUACGGGAGGCCAGGGUGGUGAUGCUGGUAGAGGACAUCAGCGUAGACAUUCUCUUGCUCUUCCCGAAGCGAAAAAGGCUGCCGAACUUGCGCAGGCACGAAGAGGCCAGGCCGGUUUCCAGUUCUCCACUGGAGGGGCAUCAGGAAGCCCUGCCACUGCUACAGCCAAUGGAUCAAGCCCAACAACUGCAACUACUAAUCCGCCGGCAACACUGGCCCCCCCUAGACCUAGAAUGGGCGGUCACGGAAGAAGCCAGAGCUUGGCCGUCGGCGCGAAUGGUGGAAGCGCAGCGGCCGGUGGACCAAUUGGCGGUUUCCAGUUCCCUCCUCCCAUGGCUACGAGCGAUGCAGGGGCUGGCUCAACUUCAGGAAACCAAGGUCAAGGACAUAACAGGACCGGAUCCCGAAACUAUGAGGGCAAUUGGCGUAACCAAAACCAAAACCAGUCUCACGGACAUCAGCAAAACCAGUCCGUUGAUCUUCAGAAUCUUAACCAAAACCAGGGGAUGGGCCAACUCAAUCCUGGUUUUCAGCCAGGGCAUCGCACCCGAGCUUCUAUUGGUGCUUUCCAAUUUCCUACUCAACCAGGCCUUAUGCUCCCAGGUCAUGGAGGUCAGAGUAUUUUUAUCAACCCUGCUACCGGCCAGCCCCAAAUCCUCAAUGCUGGUCUCCUACAGCAGCAGCAGCAAUUGACUCAGCUACAACUACAGCAGGCGGCUAUUAGUGCUCAGUCACUGAACUUGGGUAAUCUUGGUCAAGCCACUGGUCAGAAUAUGCCAAACCAGCAACAACAGAGAAAGACUUUGUUCACCCCAUAUCUUCCACAAGCUAGUUUGCCCGCCUUGUUGAGUAAUGGUCAGUUGGUGUCAGGUAUUUUGAGAGUCAACAAGAAGAAUCGAAGUGACGCCUAUGUUUCUACUCAAGAUGGUCUUUUGGAUGCCGAUAUCUUCAUUUGCGGAAGCAAGGAUCGUAAUCGUGCCUUGGAGGGCGAUCUUGUUGCCGUUGAACUGCUUGAUGUUGAUGAGGUCUGGGGUCAGAAGCGUGAAAAAGAGGAAAAGAAGAAGCGUAAAGAUAUUAGUGAGACGAGGGGACCAUCUGGUUCUUCCAACAACAAUACCGGUGGUGAUGGAACUUCUACUAACGAGGCAGGCCAGAGCUUGCUUUUGGUUGAAGAGGAGGAAGUCAAUGAUGAGCAAAAGCCCCUCUUCGCUGGUCAUAUCGUUGCCGUUAUUGAGCGGGUUGCUGGCCAAAUGUUUUCCGGGACUCUCGGACUAUUACGCCCUAGCAGUCAGGCGACCAAGGAGAAACAGGAGGCAGAACGACAAGCUCGUGAGGGCCAUUCCGGGCGGCAGAACCAACCUGAACGAACACAAGACAAACCCAAGAUUGUGUGGUUCAAGCCGACCGAUAAGAGGGUACCUUUAAUCGCUAUCCCCACUGAGCAAGCCCCCCGUGACUUCGUUGAGAAUCACCAGUCAUAUGCCAAUCGCAUCUUCGUCGCAUGUAUCAAGCGUUGGCCUAUUACAUCUCUCCAUCCCUUUGGUACUCUAUUUGAACAGCUUGGGGAGAUGGGUGAUAUCAAGGUCGAAACCGAUGCUCUUCUUCGUGAUAAUAACUUUGGACCCGAUGACUUCUCUGAAGCUGUCAUUCGCAAUGUCAUUGACAAUUGGUCGGUCGAGGCUGAAAAGGAUGAGGUUAUCGCCGCUCGCAAGGACUUCCGUGAUGUGAAAACAUUCAGCAUCAAUGCCAAGAGCACCGGUGACAUUAGUCAAUCAUUCCACGUGGAGAAAGUUAGUGAUACUACUUGGGAAAUUGGUGUCCAUAUUGCCGAUGUUGCCCAUUUUGUCAAACCAAACUCCCUUGUUGACCGGGAAGCAAGAAAGCGAGGCACUGGUGUUGAGCUAGUCAAUCGUUUGGUUCCCAUGUUGCCCCCAAAGCUCGCGGAGGAUCUUUUAUCUCUGAAGGAAGGGCAGGAUAGGUUCACCACCAGUGUUGUAUUUACCGUUAAUGCGGAUACAAAUGAAAUUGUUGAGGAGGAGACUUGGGUUGGUAAGGGUAUAAUUAAGAACAGCGCUAGCUUCCUAUACGGAGAUGUGGACGCUGUUGUGUCCGGGGCUGAGGGUGAGACUGUCUCUGAGGAGUUUAAGGUUGCUGUCACUAUACUCCAUAAAAUAACUCGCAACUCACGGAGACAGAGAUAUUCAGCGGAAAAUGUUGAUAUCCCCGCUCUUCGUUUGGUUUACCAACUGGAUGAUGAGAACAUCCCGGUUGAAGAUAAUAUUUUUGAAACCCGCCCUGCCUAUGAGAUAGUCGAGGAGCUGUUCAUCAAAACAAACAACUUUGUUGCACAAAAGAUUGCAACUGGUCUUCCGGAGAAAGCCUUGCUUCGCCGUCAUUCCCCCCCUAACCAGCGACGCGUUGAGAACUUUGCCGAACGUAUGAACCGCUAUGAUCAGCAUAUCGACGUCUCCAGUAGUGCGGCGUUGCAAACCAGUCUUUUCCGUUUGAAGGAUCCCGUCGUUCGACAGGGCAUGGAAACAGUGCUCAUCAAGGGAAUGCAACGAGCGAAGUACUUCGUGGCUAGCAAACUCCCAGCUGAAAUUCAUGGGCACUAUCUUUACAACGUUCCUGCCUAUACUCAUUUCACUAGCCCUAUUCGCCGCUACGCGGAUAUCAUUGUACACAGGCAGUUGGAAGCAGUCCUGUCAAACGGUGCGGUUGACUUCACGGAGGAUACUGAAGCUCUUGCCAAGACUGCCGAACAGUGCAAUGUAAAGAAGGAUUCGGCAAAGAACGCGAUGGAGCAGAGCAUCCACAUUGAGCUCUGCCGUGCUGUCGACAGGAGGCGCCAGGCUCAGGGUGGAGAGCUGAUAUGCGAGGCAAUUGUGAUCAACGUUUACGAGUCAGCUUUCGAUGUCCUGAUUUCCGAAUAUGGUUUCGAGAAGCGUGUGCAUUGCGACCAGCUUCCAUUGAAGAAGGCAGAAUUUGAUAAAACUAAUCGUGUGUUGGAAUUAUAUUGGGAGAAGGGCGUUCAAUCCAAUGUGUACAUUCCGGAAGAUGAGCGCCCCAAGGGUGGGGCUGCCCUUCGUGCUGCUAAUGCCGCCGCUGCUGCCAGUCAAGCCGCGGCUGCAGCGAAGGCUGCCCAGGAACAAGAGGAGAUACAGCGCAAGAUGAUGGAAGUUUCAUCGCGAAACCCCGAUGCUGAACAGGGUUUGUUUGACGACGAAGAUGAUUCAAAUCCCUCUGACGGGGGCGUUGCUACUGAGAGACCGACUACUCUUGCUCCGGUUGCCGCUAGCACCAGACCAACUCAGAGCAUGCCUGGCUCACCUACCAAGAACUCGCCCACAUCUUCGCAGACCCCUCACCGUACUCGGUCUGAUCCCAAAAUAUCCGUGGCUGCUCACGAUAGUGAAAAGGCAGACGGACGGGAGGGUUCAAACGAAGACAAGUACUUACAAAUGUUUACCCUUCGUGAAGAGAAGGGGGAUUACAUCCAAGAAGUUCGUGAAUUGACUCGAGUACCGGUAUUUUUGAAGACCGAAUUGAGCAAGAGUCCUCCCUGCCUGACUAUCCGAUCAUUGAACCCGUAUGCACUCUAAAACAAUCUUGAUAAUCAAUCUUAGGUAAUGAUUGGUGACACGGUGGGGAGCAGGGAAUGGGAGGGUUAAUUAGCAUAGUGUAUUUGCUGCAGGUGUCACCACAAUGUUCUGUGGUGAAUACGGUAACUGGUGUUGGUUUGGUUUGCAUUGUGGGGAAAAAAUAUAGCUUUUCUUGUGAGGGUAGUCAGGGAGGUAAUGGACCGGACAUGAUAUUUUACUCCAACUAUUGAGAUGUCGAUUAAAUGGCCAAUAACUUUGUUGUCGUUA